GUCGAUAAUAAUACAGACUAAAAUUAAUUUAAUAAUUUGUAAUCAAUAAUUAAAACGAACAGAAAGUAAAGACUAUAAAAUUAUUCUCGUAUGAAUUAGCAUUAAUUAAAUUAUUAUACAAUAUGAUCAAUGAUUUUAAUGAAUAUGAUUUGUUAAUUUUGCUUCUCGUAUCAUAUUAGAGCCACUCAUCAUUUAGUAUAUUCAUAAGAUGUCACUAUGACACUAGAUUGACUGGCUGCUAAACUAAAACGCAUGAUUGCUUCGAACGUGAAUUCACCAAUAAAACUUAACUAAAAUUAACCUCUUUCUAUAUCUUUAAUUGAAAAUUUUUAAAAUAGGUUUUAAAAACAAAAAAAAACGGGAUACGGGUUUUUCUCGCCUUCGUUUAAACUAUCUCCAGUUUCAGUGAAAAAUACUUCCGGCUCGACCAAUAUCUGUCAACAUAUUUCACGUUCGACUUGAAAACAUCACAAAAACUUGCUUUCAUUGACAACUAUCUUGUGCAACAUAAUGGCUUUUAAAUGAUUACCUCCGACAAAAAGUUCCAUACAAUAUUCCUGUACGCUCUUUACGUACGAUUUCGUAUCUAAAGGAAAUCACCCAACGAGUUUGCGUAGAGCGAUAUAAUAUUGUAAAAAAUCUGAAAUAUAAUAAACGAUCAUUAUAAGUACACAACAAUUUGUAAAUUAAUGUCAUAAUUUAUAUGAGAUGCGUGUGCGGCGAUGAGGGCGGUCGAUACACAGACUCAGCAGGCGUGCGGCGUCUUCGCGUCUCCAUAGUGACCCGUCGUGGAGUACAUAAGCGAUCGCACGGCAAGCCUGCCGCACAGAACGCUGUAACCUGGUGAGCGCGCCGCACAUAGUGCAGCGGAUCCCCGGGAAAUUCAAAUAAUAAAAGAAGUUUGACGUUUCGUAAAUUACGAGUGAGAACAUUUUAUAUUCUAGUUACGAAUCUCAACUUAAACGUGAAAACCAACUUAAGUUCAGAGUGUUGUGUAUAAACUUUUUAAUUAAAAUGAUUCCCUUAGUGUUGUUUGUUUUGGGAGCUAUUCUCGCAACAACAGAAGGUUGUGGCCCAGGAAAGCAGUUAUUAAAAUCUGGAGGUUUGACUGCUUACGAGAAACAGGCCAUUGUGGACGCACACAACCGUCUCAGACAGACUGUUGCUCUCGGACAAAUUACCAAACAGCCCCCAGCAGCUAACAUGAUGGAAAUGAUUUGGGACGAUGAAUUGGCAGCUACUGCUCAACGCUGGUCCGAUCAAUGUAUACCCGCUCACGACCGCGCUGCCCAACGUGAUUUGGGCAGAUUCCCUGUUGGACAGAACCUCGCAGCCACUUGGACAACUCGUCCACCAACUGAACCAUCCGACUCUGCGCCUGACUUCCAGAAGCAAAUCAAUGCUUGGUUCGAUGAAGUCGGUAAAUACGGCUUCAAGCCUAUCACGGGAGGUCAUGGCACUGGACACUAUUCACAGUUGGUUUGGGGCGAGACCUCACAUGUGGGUUGUGGCUACACUUUCUACUACGAUCCGUCCAAGGGCUACACGAAACUGUAUGUGUGUAAUUACGGCCCCGGCGGUAACGUCAUAGGAUCCAAUCCUUACGAAAAAGGCUAUCCCGCGUGCAGUACCUUUGGUCUUACGGAAUCACGAAAAUAUUCGGGACUUUGUGUUGCCAGUUUCACCUCGUCAUCAUACCAAGAAAACUCGAACAGCUACAUCUCUAAUGCCAUCCCCGACAGCACGGGCGAGACUCAAACCUACAACUAUCAAUACAGGAACCAAUUUUACAAUCAGUACAACAACCAAUACCAGUAUCAAUACCAGCAGCCAGAAACGUACUACCAAACUGAGACCUCCUCAUUCAGGCCGUUGCUCAGUAUCUUCAAAACCGCUACAAAUCUGUUCACAAAACCGAAAUCUCAGGUUCAGAUUGGCACUGUUUUCGUAUAGAGACUUCUUCAGUGUGAAAUAUAUUAAUACAUAGCAGUAUUUUCUAAAUUAUUGUGACGGUUAUGUUACUAGACUGAUUAUUCGAAGUCUCUGAUUACAGCGCUUCGGAACAUUGUAAAUAGUAUUGUUACUCCUUGGUUUUACAAGGAAUUAAUUAAGCCUAAAUAUACAAACUAUGUGAGGGUCUCAGUGAUAAAAAAAUAAAUUGCUGUCGAGAAUGGCCUUCUAGUAUUAGCUAAAGAUAUGAGUUUUGUUAUGUUAAUAUAAAAUAAAUUAAUUUUAUAAAAUA
Bombyx mori (domestic silkworm) is the source of this 2242-nucleotide messenger RNA. RefSeq names its product venom allergen 5. The record is from RefSeq and is a predicted model, not a curated record. Lineage: Eukaryota; Metazoa; Arthropoda; Insecta; Lepidoptera; Bombycidae. Gene Ontology annotation, cellular component: extracellular region. Bases 1015 to 1953 code for a protein of 312 amino acids. The transcript is spliced from 5 exons.